AUGGCUGUCCCAGGCAAAACGGCCAAGCCUGCCGUCGUGGAGUGCACCAGCUCCCCCUUCUUUGGACUCUGGAAACCACAGGCGCACUUGAAACACCUGUUUUACGGCCCCUCUUGCGUCAGCAAGUACCUCGAGACCGUCUUGCCGUCUGACGCAUCGAGGGUCUUCAUCGUCACCGGUGCCACGCUGGCAAAGAAAACGCCACUCGUGCACGAGGUCGAGACACUGCUCGGGGCCCAUCACGCCGGGACCUUUGCCGGCGUCAGGCAGCACGGCCCCGUUGCCGACGUGGAAGAGGCCCUCGGGCUCGUCCUGGACGAUGCGUCGAUUGACACGGUGCUCUCCCUGGGGGGUGGCUCGCCCAUUGACGCGGCCAAGACGAUUUCGCACCGCGUCCACGAGCAGCGCGGCCACUUCCUCACUCACAUCGCCAUCCCCACGACCCUCAGCGCGGCGGAGUGCACGGCCGGGGGCGGCUACACGGGCCCUGAUGGCACCAAGGUCGGUUUCAUGGCGCCGGGCAUGGGUGUGGCGGCAAUCUUCUACGACCCCUUGUUCUCGCGGUAUACGCCCAGACGGCUGCUGCUCGCCACGGGCAUCCGCGCCGUCGACCACGCCGUCGAGACAGCCUACCACCCGACCUCGUCCGAGAUGCCCUGGAAGGCCCUCGCCUGCUGGGCCCUGCAGGUCCUGUUUGAAGAGCUUCCCCGGCUUGCAAACUCGAGCUCUGCCCAGCCCAGCGGCCACGGCCAGGGCCAAGAUGGCGUCCACGGCUACCACGACUCGCUGACGCGCCUGUUCCUGGCCGCCUAUGCCACGUCCGGUCUCAGAGGCGCCAACUUCACCGGCAACAUGGGCCUCUCGCAUGCCUUGGGCCAGGCUCUGGGGAGUCCAUAUGGGAUUUCACACGGCGAGACCAGCUGCCUCACACUGGCCCCCGUCAUCAGACUCAAGGCAGAACUGGACGUGGAGGAUGCGCGGUGCAUCAGCCGGCUGCUCCUGCCAGCCACGGGCAAGACUGGAUCUGGAAACGUUUUGCAGGACGCCAUGCAAUUUGCUGAUGAUGUAGCGGAACUUGUGCAACGCCUGGACCUGAGGCCCUUGCCACUGAGCCGACGGGGAGUUGGGCACGACCAGGUUCCCGUGAUUGUUCAACGAGCAAUGCGGGGAUCGGACAAUGAAAAACUGCGCCUCGCCCUGACGGCACUGGUGGAGAACUUGCUGUAA
Metarhizium album ARSEF 1941 is the source of this 1227-nucleotide messenger RNA. RefSeq names its product Alcohol dehydrogenase, iron-type. Gene Ontology annotation, molecular function: alcohol dehydrogenase (NAD+) activity; metal ion binding. The transcript is spliced from 2 exons. The record is from RefSeq and is a predicted model, not a curated record. Gene Ontology annotation, cellular component: mitochondrion. Bases 1 to 1227 code for a protein of 408 amino acids. NCBI's taxonomy places the organism in Eukaryota, Fungi, Ascomycota, Sordariomycetes, Hypocreales, Clavicipitaceae.